GGUUACCGUCAUAUCUUCUGAAUCCCAUCAAGAAUUAAUUGUAUCUACCAUUCACAAUUGCCAUCAUGGCACCAUUUCAUCCUAUUACUAUCUGUAGAUCAGAUGGGCAAUUAGAAAUCAUUACAAAGACAGGUAUCAAAGAAUUGAAUCAACCAACACCAGCUCAAUUGAAUGAUAAAGAAGAUGCGGAAGGACUUGUUGAUUUUUACAAGAAACUCGAUUCUGAUGAACCAAAAGCUAUCGAUUGGAGAAGAAAGAUUGGCGGCAUGUUGAUGCAUUAUUUAGGUGGAAAAGAGCAUUCUGAUAGGAAUUACGUACUUAAAGAUCUACCUGAAGGAUAUGUUUUAUGGGAACACGUCAAAUAUAACAAGAAUAAAUUGGAAGCAGAUUCGAAGAAGGAAAAAGGCAGACAUACAGCUGGAGUUUAUGAACGACAAGAUACCUAUUUAUAUGGACAUCCACAAGGUCGAAAGAAGAGAUAUCGAAGUCCGGCAGAUUUUUUCCCGCAUGUACUUUGGUUAAGUACGGAUCCAGAUGGCGACCCAAGGAAUUGUUCAUGUAAAGUUUGUUCACCAUUCGGGGAGGAUGAUCCACAAGAAGAAGCAAUUAAUGGCGCGAUAUUGAAGAAGGAAAUAACCAAGGCAACUACUCCGGUCGUCAGUAUACCAGCACCCAAGAAGGAAAUUAAAAAGGAUAGUAUGCCAGUUGUUAGCAUACCUCAAAAAGUUUCCACCUCAGGAUCCGCAGCUUCUGGAUCAUCAAAGUCAUCACCUCAACCAACUUCAUCAAUUCGAUCAGCAGAACAAAAACUCGAUAGUACACCUGAUACAGGACUCAUUUAUCGUACAGGAGAAUUAGUUUGGUUUAAUAGAGGACAUGCUUGGGGUCUCGCAGUUGUAUCAAAGAGAAGAUAUGAACAUUUCCAAGCGGAAUAUUUGGUUCAACCACUUUCUCACCCACUUUCACAUUCACCAGCUCAAAUCAAAGAUCAAGAAUCAAUUAGACCUUGGCUUGCUUGGAGUGUACCACAAACCACAAUCAAUUCAAUCAACAAUAUCCCAUUUGAUGAAGUACCUUGGGAUCGUAUUGUUCGAGGUGAAUAUGGUGGAGGAGAUUACCAAGUUGAUGGUAGUAUCUUGGCCGCAAAAGUGAUUGAUGGAAGUUAUUCACUUUUUGAUAGACUUGAAAAGGCCAUUGUAUCUCCUGGAGAAGUACAUUACAAUGGAAUGUUUCUUGGAGCUGAAAAGAUUUGGGUUGGUGAACCAGUUCGUUUACGUGUUGAUGGAGAUUCAAUUGUGGUUCUCGUCAUUCAAAAACUCAUUGAACGUACAGUACAAUCAAAUCCACUUUUGACUGAUGUAACAUUCGUGGGUGAUAUUUACAAAUUUGUCGAGAUGCCAAUGCCUUAUAACAAUCGAUCACAAUGGCCAACACCAGAUCUACCUCCGCGAAUGGUUUCUGAUUUAAGAUUCCGUAAUGAAGUAGCGGAUAAUGCAAAGAAGCGUACUUGGUAUGAAUGGCAAUUACUUGAACCAGCAGCUCGUCGAGGAUUAGCUGAUAUUAAAGGUCGUUGGUAUGAAACUCGACUUUUGUUACCAGUUUUAAGAGGUAUGGAAGCUUAUCAACUUGGUAUUGGAAGAGGUGAGACUAGUGAUGCUAGUUUAUGGAUGAAUGGAAGAGGUGAUACAAUUGGAGGAACCGGAAAGAGACAAAAGAAUAGGAGAACGACAUUAGGAAAAUCAGUUCCAGAUAAUUAUCAAGUUGGUAGAGGUUUAGAUGGUCCUCCAGCUGAUAACAUUUUUCCUGAAUCAACUCCACAACCAAAUGUUGUCAUACCAGAUAUUGAUCAAUUUAUGGAUUUAGAUGGUGUUGGAACUGAUAAUGGAUACAAUGUUUGAGAUGGAGUCAGGUAUAUUUGUUAGUGGUAUGAGUGGUUAGGUAUGAGAUGAAGGUGUAUUUUUUGGUGGUAUGAGUGGUUAGUAAAAGGCGUUUUUGGUAGAUAUGCGGAUAUGUGGAUAUGUAUUAUAGGAAGCAAAAGAUACCCCGAAUAUGUAACGGGAGUAAAUGGGAUAGUGGGUAUGUAUCUAAUAAUGAAGUCA
Botrytis cinerea B05.10 is the source of this 2099-nucleotide messenger RNA. RefSeq lists its product as hypothetical. The record is from RefSeq and is a predicted model, not a curated record. The transcript has 2 exons. NCBI's taxonomy places the organism in Eukaryota, Fungi, Ascomycota, Leotiomycetes, Helotiales, Sclerotiniaceae. Gene Ontology annotation, cellular component: rDNA heterochromatin; SHREC complex. The coding region runs from base 66 to 1898 and encodes 610 amino acids. Gene Ontology annotation, biological process: silent mating-type cassette heterochromatin formation.